Messenger RNA from Neurospora hispaniola, 2904 nucleotides. RefSeq lists its product as uncharacterized. Lineage: Eukaryota; Fungi; Ascomycota; Sordariomycetes; Sordariales; Sordariaceae. Gene Ontology annotation, biological process: regulation of DNA-templated transcription. Gene Ontology annotation, molecular function: histone acetyltransferase activity. The transcript is spliced from 3 exons. Gene Ontology annotation, cellular component: histone acetyltransferase complex; nucleus. The record is from RefSeq and is a predicted model, not a curated record. Bases 202 to 2670 code for a protein of 822 amino acids.
GCCUUUGGACACGAGCUGGAAGCGCCGCCACGAAUCUGUGGGAGCAAGCAAGGAAAAGCAGAGUCGGAUCCAGCCCUACUCGUGUGCUUUGACGCUCUAUACCCCUCGUCUUCUUGUUGUCUCGUUCUACUCCCCCACCUAAUAGCUCUUGUUUAUUGUCCAUCCACGCGCGUCAGCCACCAGACCUCUCCUCUACCGACCAUGAAGACGGCUAAACCUCCGGCGGCCGAGGCACCCUCGGGGCCAUCUGGCUCGAAUCGCAGAGCGCAGCCCGUACGACAGACGCGAAUCAACCCGCCGCGAACCUCGUCCCUCAAUCGAACCAACUCGUUCCCCAACGGCCCAGCCCCAGAGCAGCCCAUCGACAUCUUCCCCGCCGUCACCCACUUCACCGAUGCCAUUACCGCCCUACCAAAAGAGCUUGUGCGGCACUUCACCCUCCUCAAGGAGGUCGAUGCCAAGAUCUUUGCUCCUGAAGCUACCCUCUUCGAGCUCGUCGAUGCUGCUCUCAAGGCUCCCGUGCCAGACCGCACCCGAUCGGUCACCGAUGGCAAUAGCAGUGUUGCGCCAGCUUCAACACCCAUGAGUGCCCAGAACAGCACCAGCGGGCGGGUGGCCGCGAACGCGAACCCCGCCACAGUACCGCCAUCGAUCACCGACUCGGCUCAUGCCGCCGUCUUCGACCCUACCAAUCUACCGCGUCGGCACCUAUUUAGACAGGCCGCCUGGAAAAUACAAGAAAUGCUUGUUUCGCUCGAAGAAAAGAACCACGUCAUAUCCACCGCGAACGACGCCCUCAACAAGCAGCUGUCGCGCAUUGAGGAGAUUUGGCCACACCUGGAAAAUGAAUUCAGCGACGAGGCCAAAUGGGGCAGCACUACACAUUGGGCAUACGCUGAGAACCGGGUUCCCAAGACCAACCACAAGGAAGCGGAGCGAUCACGACGCGAAGGCGCGGCUACUCUUUCUGCCGCUGCACAACAGAUAGCUGAAGAAGCCGCUGCGCGCAGUAGCGACAGGAAACAGGCGUUGGCAGCGAAAAAGAACAACAAAGGACAGGCCACUGAACCAGAGGCAGAUCCAAAAGCACAGGAAACCACCAAGAAGGGCCCAGGGACCGGCAAAUCCAGAAAACACCAGGCCGAGGCCACCCCCGUCGGACUCGGAAUCGCCAAUGGCACCCCGAAUAAUGGAACCGGACCAUCCAAGAGACGAAAGGUUGAAAAGGAACCCAAGGCCAACGGAAGUGCCGCCAUGGAGCGUGCCAUGAGCAGCGUCUUCGGUAACGGAACGGCAAAAUCCAAGACAACGGCGAGUCCCCGGGGAUCCCCAGCGCCCGAUGGAGCCACCCCAACUGGACCUACUACGAAGAAGCGCAAGGCGCUCCCGUCGGGAAGCACCCAGGCCAAAAAAAGCAGGACAAAUGCCGCCAAUUCACCGUCGGUGGCGGCAUCUCCCCUUCUAGGGUCUCUUCCUGAUACCAAGGCCGGGCGCAACUCUCCAGUGCCCCUUCCUCCUCGUCCAGCUUCGUCGCGCGCACGUCAGAACUCGACCGCAUCUACCACCCUCCCUAUACAGCAACGACCUGCGACUGCCGCUACAAACAAGCCCAAUGGCAUCACGCCAGCAGUGGUGGAAGCUGUGCCACAGAGCAAGUUAACUUCAGAUGCGAAGGCACCAAAGGAAGCCGAUCCACCUGCUCCUACACCUGCCAAGAGCGAGGCUGCGAAGCCAGAGACAGAGAUCAAGCCUCCUGUCCCACCAGAGCCGGUAGCCAAUGCUAGCACAACCAAGAAAGAAAAUAGCAAGGCGGUGACUGCCCCCGCCGAAGAGCCGGAAACUAAGAAAAGAACGAAUUCGAUAGUGUCACAGACAGCGAUACUACCUCCGCCAAUAAGUACUACUAUCACAACCACCAAGAGCGGUCGCGCGAGCAAGCCGUCAACACCAGCGACAGGGACCUUUGCGGAGGCUGUCAAUGCAACCACAACGACUGCGAGGUCACGGCCAUCAAGGAAUAACACCAAUCAAUCGGACAAAGAUAGCAACAGCACUAGUGGAAAGGAUACCUUUGGUAAUAGCACCACCAGCACGACGUCAGGAACAACGAUAUCGAAGCGGAGCCACAAGAAGGGUGCGUCGUCGGUAUCGGCCGUGGCCGUCUCCGCUGCCCUACAAGAUGAGAAGCCAGGCAAGUCGGCCGCGGCUUCGGAUGACAAGAAGGACGCCAGCGAUGAGAACAACGGCCGGCCCACCACCAGCGGCCGAGGGAAGAGUGGUGCCGCCCAUCGCGACAGCAAAGCUGAAAGAGCCUCAGAAAGAGACCGAGGCGGUGAGCGCGACACGAAGACGGAAACUAACCACGGCCAUGGUCACGGAAGGAGAGGUACCGCUACCGCAGCUGCUGCCAGGGCUCAACAACAGCAACCCCAGCAUCAACAACGGCAGGAGGAAGAGGACGAUGAUGACGAUGAUGAUGUCGACGCUGACGAGCAGAGGUACUGCUUUUGCAACGGAAUCAGCUAUGGAGAAAUGGUGGCGUGCGACGGGGACGGGUGUCCGAGGGAGUGGUUCCAUUUGGAGUGUGUUGGGUUGAAGGUGGCUCCCAAGGGGAAUGCGAAAUGGUAUUGCGAGGAUUGCAAGAAGAGGUUACGCGCUUCGGGGAGGUGAAGAGCCUCGCGGGCACAGCCACCUUGUUCUAGUUGGCGGCGAGCGGUGUCCAUCCAGGGGCAUAUUUCUUGCGAAAGUACGAAGGAGAAAACUCAGAAAUGAUUACAGUACAUGACUUAAUCGGGCGAGAUCCCGCACGAACAGGGAUGGUGAAUAAAAUGGCGUCGAUGGAUAUCAUGAGCGAACGGGCGGACGGACGAACGGCAUGUUUGGAUCGUAGCUUUUGUUGUGCUG